Gorilla gorilla gorilla (western lowland gorilla) is the source of this 6629-nucleotide messenger RNA. RefSeq names its product WSC domain containing 1 (gene WSCD1). The transcript is spliced from 10 exons. The record is from RefSeq and is a predicted model, not a curated record. Bases 1066 to 2871 code for a protein of 601 amino acids. Lineage: Eukaryota; Metazoa; Chordata; Mammalia; Primates; Hominidae. Gene Ontology annotation, molecular function: sulfotransferase activity.
AGGAUGGUCUCCAUCUCUUGACCUUGUGAUCCACCUGCCUCGGCCUCCCAAGUGCUGGGAUUACAGGCAUGAGCCACUAUGCCUGGUCUUUUGUUUCUCCCUACCAGCCUACCCGCAAUGAGUUUUCCAGGCUAGGAAUCUGCUUUGUGAUUUUAAAAGUUGGGAGUGCAGCCUGCUUCAUAGAAGACCUGGGCCAUGGAAAUCUGGCCUGCACGUGGCUGUCUGUUGUGUCCACACCAGCACCCACCUCCCCAGACCAGGGAAACCCCUUCUGGGAAGGGGGAGCGCCAGAAAAUACUUUGGAGGACCUUGGGACCUUGUGUGAGAUGUAUUGAAUCCUGAUUCAUCAGCUCUGACCACUCCUCACCCCAGCCCUACUUGUAUUGUAUAUCCAAAUCCUAUCUAGAAGUCUAUACGGAAUUCACCAGUAUACCCUGCCUUCAAAAUUCCAAAUUGUUGAACUCCUGCCUGCCUUUCUGCUCCAUCUCAUCAGAAAACUUUUCACAGCAGGAGUGCUACCCUCUUCCCUUCAGUUAUACAGGAUUAAUGUGAUCCCUAGUUUGUAACCGGAGCCCCUUUGUGAGCAGACCUGGAGACCCCUCCUCAUAGAAUUACAUCACAGAAAGGAUGACAUAAAGCUCAGCCCAGGCACUCUUGUUAACUCCAUGCGUCUGAAAGCCCUCAGCUCCAUUAAGCUGUGUUCCUGGACCGCCUGGGGGCCUGUGCCUAUGUACUGCUCCAUCUCUCCCAUGUUUCAGGCUUCAUCCGUGGCUCUGGAUUUCUGCGCCAGGAGAUGAGGGUCGGUAGAGCCCUGGAAUGGAGAUGUCCUUGACACCUGGGCAGAGGCUGCAGCUGCAGGACCCUGUGGCCACUGGAGAUAAGUAAUGGUGCCAUUUGAACACCUACUGGAAACGGGGCAGGAACAGUGAGUGACCCCAGGCGAGCACAGGCAGGCGCCAGGAGCCAGGAUGCAAGGAUGACGCCUCCGGAGGCCCUGGCCUCCCUCCCACCUAGGUGCUAGGAGCCAUCCCGGGGCUCCAGCCAGGAGCCCUGCUGCCCAGGGGCAUGGCCAAACCUUUCUUCCGACUCCAGAAGUUUCUCCGCCGAACACAGUUCCUGCUGUUCUUCCUCACGGCUGCCUACCUGAUGACUGGCAGCCUGCUGCUGCUGCAGCGGGCCCGUGUGGCCCUCCCACAGGGUCCCCGGGCGCCCGGCCCCCUGCAGACCUUGCCAGUGGCCGCCGUGGCGCUGGGCGUGGGCUUGCUGGACAGCAGAGCCCUGCACGACCCUCGAGUCAGCCCAGAGCUGCUGCUGGGUGUGGACAUGCUGCAGAGCCCCCUGACCCGGCCCCGGCCCGGCCCCCGCUGGCUCCGGAGCCGCAACUCGGAGCUGCGUCAGUUGCGUCGCCGCUGGUUCCACCACUUCAUGAGUGACUCCCAGGGACCGCCCGCCCUGGGCCCUGAGGCUGCCAGGCCCGCCAUCCACAGCCGAGGUUCAAGUGAUUCUCCUGCCUCAGCCUCUGGAGUAGCUGGGAUUACAGGUGUGUGCUACCACAUCCAGCUAAUUUUUGGCAUCUACAUUGGAUGCUUCAGUGACGAUGGCCACGAGAGGACUCUGAAAGGAGCUGUGUUUUAUGACUUGAGAAAGAUGACUGUCUCCCACUGCCAGGAUGCGUGUGCUGAGCGGUCCUAUGUCUACGCCGGCUUGGAGGCCGGGGCGGAGUGUUACUGCGGGAACCGGCUGCCAGCGAUGAGCGUCGGGCUGGAAGAGUGUAACCAGGAGUGCAAAGGCGAGAAGGGCUCUGUGUGCGGGGCUGUGGACCGGCUCUCCGUGUACCGUGUGGACGAGCUGCAGCCGGGCUCCAGGAAGCGGCGGACCGCCACCUACCGCGGAUGCUUCCGACUGCCAGAGAACAUCACACAUGCCUUCCCCAGCUCCCUGAUACAGGCCAAUGUGACCGUGGAGACUUGCUCGGGCUUUUGUUCCCAGAAAGAGUUCCCCUUGGCCAUUCUCAGGGGCUGGGAAUGCUACUGUGCUUACCCUACCCCCCAGUUCAACCUGCGUGAUGCCAUGGACAGCUCAGUAUGUGGCCAGGACCCUGAGGCACAGAGGCUGGCAGAAUACUGUGAGGUCUACCAGACACCUGUGCAAGACACUCGUUGUACAGACAGGAGGUUCCUGCCUAACAAAUCCAAAGUGUUUGUGGCUUUGUCAAGCUUCCCAGGAGCCGGGAACACAUGGGCACGGCACCUCAUUGAGCACGCCACUGGCUUCUAUACAGGGAGCUACUACUUUGAUGGAACCCUCUACAACAAAGGGUUCAAGGGCGAAAAGGACCACUGGCGGAGCCGACGCACCAUCUGUGUCAAAACCCACGAGAGUGGCAGGAGGGAGAUUGAGAUGUUUGAUUCAGCCAUCCUGCUAAUCCGGAACCCAUACAGGUCCCUGGUGGCGGAAUUCAACAGAAAAUGUGCCGGGCACCUGGGAUAUGCAGCUGACCGCAACUGGAAGAGCAAAGAGUGGCCGGACUUUGUCAACAGCUACGCCUCGUGGUGGUCCUCGCACGUCCUGGACUGGCUCAAGUACGGGAAGCGGCUGCUGGUGGUGCACUACGAGGAGCUGCGGCGCAGCCUGGUGCCCACGUUGCGGGAGAUGGUGGCCUUCCUCAACGUGUCUGUGAGCGAGGAGCGGCUGCUCUGCGUGGAGAACAACAAGGAGGGCAGCUUCCGGCGGCGCGGCCGGCGCUCCCACGACCCUGAGCCCUUCACCCCGGAGAUGAAAGACUUGAUCAAUGGCUACAUCCGGACGGUGGACCAAGCCCUGCGCGACCACAACUGGACGGGGCUGCCCAGGGAGUAUGUGCCCAGAUGAUAGGCCUGGCCCACGCUGCCGCCCCCGCUGAGUGACGCAAUUGCACCAUGGGGCUGCGCUCCCCACUCUCAUGCUCAGGCCCGUGGCCUCACUGGGAUGAACGGUGGGUGGGGGGCCCACCCUGGUGCUGCCUCCCGCACAAGGAGACCUGGACACAACAGACACACAUCACAAAGCGAACACAAAAGGACACACAUACCUGGCCACGAACCCACACCUCCUCAGACACUCAGACACCACUCCAGGCUCAUAGCCCCGUCUUGACGCAGAGAAGCCACCCACGUGGGGUGUGCCAGGCGCCCCCAGAUACAAACGCAGCCACGCACAGACGUAACACACAGGUGCCAGGCCGUGUGCUCCUGGAGGCUGGCUGGCUGGCUGUCUCUCACACAGAUACACGUGUGCUCCCUGGGAUCCAGGAGGCCCUGGGCUUCCUGUGUCUAGCCCUGGCAUAGACUUGCUCGUCAGGGUGUUUGACUCUGGGAUGCUGGGCCGGGCAGACAUUUAUGCUCUGAGCAGCAAGGACCGUUGGGAUGGAGGUGGGCACAAAGACUGCUGCUUCCAGGGUGUGCGGCCCUGGCCGUGUGUCUGACAUCCCAUAAAUGUGUGUGUGGUGUGACUACGGGCACCACAAACUCUGCAGCCUUGCCUCUCUUUUCUCUGUGGCUGGGCUGGCUGCACCAUGGGCAGGGUUGAGGACUGCCCCCCACCCCGCCUAAGCCAAUGCAGACACUGACCUCAAGACCAGCCACAUUAAGUCUGUGCACUGCCCACCACCCCCUUCAACCCCUCCUACACCAUGCUCCGGGGCCUGGGGCCUCCUUGCCUGGCUUCUUCCUCCAACUAUCCUCAGGGAAGUUGGAGAUUCAAGUCAUGCCCCAGAAGCAAGGUGUAAGCAUGGGGGCGUGGGGAAGAGGGCAGGAGCUGAAGUUCCAGGGGAGCCCAGGACCCCUGGGGACCUGUACACCAGCAGGAUGGGUCUUGGGAGUUGGCAUGGGGAGAUUGUAAGGGCUGUAUCUCCGAGAUUACUGGUACUGGUGCUCCACCCAUAGGGGCCCUGUUCUCUCUGGGGUCCCACACUGGGGUCACGAGAGCUAAUUAGUACUCAGCCUGACCCCUAGGUCCGGCCCUGCCAGCCUGGGAUGGGGGUCAACGUAUGCUACACAUCUUGGGCUCACGAGUGAGGCUGUGGAGGCCAGGAGGUUCAAGUAUGGAGGGUAGGAGUGCAACCCAGGAGCAACGCUCAAGGUGGCUGAGAUGCAGGGAGGACUGUGGUGAUCCGGUUGCACACUGGCCCCUGUGGAGGUCAGGGAGGUGGGAAGGUGGGUGGGCCUGAACUCAGGCAGCCCCUCAGUGGCUUCUUCAGGCCUAGGAUAACCCUGGCCAGGCCCCAUGGUCCUGCUCUGGGUCAGCUGUCAGGGAGACCUCCCCUCAGCCUGAGCCAAGCUGCACUGGGAGGAGAAGGCAGGGUGAGGGAUCUGGGAGAGCAGGACGUUGAGAUAUCCUGACCCUCUGCUUCCUAGCCUGAUGAUGGGGAACCCAGAGCCACCCGCUAUGAGCACAGGUCAGGGGUGGAAGGCCCAGUAGAGCUGCCCUUCUCCAGAUGGAAGCUUCCUCCAACCUUCAGUUUGGCCAGUGGGUGGGUUUGGGCAUCUGUGCCUCCAAAUCCUUCCUGGGAUUCCCCCAAACCCACACUGAUGUGAAGCUGUUCUUGACCCUCCCAUAGCAUCAACUCAGUUCAGAUCAAAGCUAGAAACACCAAGGUCUUUGAAAAUGUUUAUUGGCUCAGGAUAGCUUCAGCAUCCAAUCUGCAAAGGCCCCUGAUGGGGCUAUUUCUUCCUAGUAUUAGGAGCAACUGAGACCCCUCAGGAGUUUCCACACUGCUGUGGACAGGGUAGCCAGGGCAGACCUGCAUCCCAGAGCAAGCCUAGAUCCUUGAAAGCGAUGGCAGGCGUGGCAGCGGGGAAGCCAUGGAGGCUGGGAAGGCCAAAGUGUGGAGAGAGGAGUGACCGGGACUGGAGCCGGGGUCUAGGGACAGCAACAGCACCAGGCUUUUCCUGGUAGUUGGAUUGGUACAUUCACUGCUGCCAGGUACCCAGAGAUGUCAUCUCUCUCCAGGUAGAGUGUCACCAGCUCCUGUGGCCUUGUAGAUGACUGUGUACCUCAGUGAAGAGUGCAGGCAAGUAGAAUGAUGGGGUCGGUGUCCAUCCAGUUUACGCUGAGUCAGUCCAUACGGCAAGACACCUGGCACUUGGCAGGUACUCCCGGAUGUUGAUCAGCAAGGGAGAGCAAAGGCCCUGUCACCUGGCAGUGGUCCUCACAGCCUUCAUCCCAGGUCUGCCUACGUGGGAGAUCUCAUCAGAAACAGGAACGGGGAUCUGUCUGUGCUUGCAGGAAAGUCCAUUUGUCUUUCUCCAAGUUAGGUCUCAUCUACAGCUCUUAGCUUCUCAGUAAAGAGGAUACUCUCCCAACCAGCCAAGGAAUAAAAGCUGAUCUGUAUGUAGGGCAGAAGUGUGGCAAAUGCAUCAGGAACCGGUUAGAACAGAACAGAGAAACCCUGACUGUCUACAGAUUCCAACUUUAAUAGCAAGCCUGCGGAGUUACACAAACCUGUGUUAAAACAUGUAAUUUUUAUGGAUUUCAUCUCCUGUUGUGGAUCAAUUUGGAAAAACCAAAAUAUGUAAUUUUAAAAAACUAAAACACAUUCUGGUAAUCCCAGUGAUGUGUAAAUGAGAGAGAAGAAUAGACAGGCUUCCAAACCCUGGGAAGAAAGCUGCUUGAUUAUGUGAACAUCGUAUAAUGAAGUCUCUUGCAGCUAAAAUUAGAUUUUGAGUGCAUGAAUCUGUGAUAAUGUUUGCAUAUCAGAAUGCAUUCUCCCCUUAAAAGUAGCAAUAGCCACUUGGUUCUUAGGGGGCCCCAAGAGGAGAGGAGAAGUGCUGAGGUUGAUGUUACGACUGCAAGAAUUCUUGGGACACAGGUUUGUUUUCUGCUGACUUGCUUGGAAACCCAUUGGAGGUAUCUGAAAUGUGAUGACUCCAAAGGGGUUCAUUUCACUAUAGGGAGAAAUUGAUUCAUCUGACCUCCUAUUUAUCACCACUCAAUAUUGGGUGAGUUGGUCUGAACAAGGUAGGGAUAAAGUAGAGUGGAAAUAAUGUAGAGUCGUCAGACUGAAAGGCCAGGAUGUAGUCCCAGCUCUUAUCUGCCAUCUUGGACAAAGCUUUUCCCAUCUCCAGUCUCAGUUUCCCAUCCAUAAAAUGGGUGAAGUGGUAGGUCUUGCUGAUUGCAUCCACAUUCAUUCCUCCAUUUCCUUUCCCAGCAACCCCCCAUUUCUGUUUGGGAAUUCAUAUGAUCUGCCAGAGCCUCUCCAGGGGUGGAAUACAUGUCCUGGACUAAGCCAAUGACACCUUCCAUCUUUCCAGCUAUGGUGACUGGGUUAGGUAUGAUCUUGUGAGUUAAGGCAAUGAAGCCAGAGGGAAUUUCAAGACUUUUGGGAAUGCUGGGUAGAAGCUGUUUUAAUUCCCUUGUUGAAUGUGAAAAAGGUAGUAGUAUUCCUGGGUCUUUAUGAUGACCACCUUGGGCCUUGGGAUCAUGACCAGGAAUCACGUGAAGCUGACACCACUGAAGGGAGAGUUGAGAGGCAGAAAGAAAUCAAGUCCUUGGUGAAAUUGUUUAAGUACAGGAUCAAGCCUUGCCUGAGAUUGGCCUUACCUCUGGACUUUUUUUGUUAUAUGAGCUAAUAAAUUCUGUUUAUUGUUUAA